AAUAAAAAAAGGAAGGUGACCUAAGCAGCGAGGCAGCUUUUUGUUGGAGCCAAACCUUGUUUCAAAACCCCAAUUGCGCCGUCUCUCUUUCUUUCGGAUCCACUCAAUUCAAUUCAAUGCUAUAAAAUAAACGGUCAGUUAAACACUUUGGUGGAUAUUUUGUUUACGAAGAUCUCGAAAUGAUCAACUCUGAGAUUAACACAACUGAUCUCGGGACUAAUGUACCCGGCACAACCGCAUUUCACAAACAGCCGGUUUUCGCAGCCAAAAAAGUAGCACUAAGAGAGGUGCAGCAGAACAAUAAUAACAACAUAACGCGCGACAUCCAUUCGGAACGUUUACUUCCAGUCGACGGACAACUGUUUGCAGACGCAUCUAAAACAUGCGGUGCUAAAAGGGCUACACCCGACUAUGCGCCAUCUCCUAUCUUGACCAAUAAUCUCGCACAUGAGCGUUUUAAUCUCCUGCAUAGUAAACAUGAAGGAUACCAUGGGAAAAACGUUGGUUAUUCUCAAUCUGCAAGUGUACCUCAUAUAAAACAAGAAAUGAGCCAGAUUAAUGGGAAUAAUAUGCGUUACGGUUCUUUAGUGGUGCCGAACCAAAUGGCUUCGAAGGUGUCUGUUUCUCGGUUUAAAGAGUAUAAUGAGGAACAGAGGACUGACCGAUUGGUAAAUUUGCAGAAUUUUAUCAAUCAAUGUGAUGGGUCAGAGUAUAAGGAUAAUAUUCAAUUGCUCUUGCGUUUAUCGCCUUUGGAGCUUAGUAGACACGCAGUUGAGUUAGAGAAAAGAGCGAUUCAGUUAACCAUAGAAGAAGGAAAAGAAAUGCAACGAAUGCAAGCGCUAAAUAUCUUGGGGAAGUCUUCAAUAACCAGAAAUUCAAUGCCAAUAACACAACACAUCCAACACAAGAACUGAAUUCUAAGGCUGCUGCAGAUAGGUAAAUUUGACUUUGCCAUGUCACACUUUUCGUAUUAGUUUUUUCUUUAUUUUAAAGUUUUUGUAUCUUAUGAAAAUGAAUUUAUGCAUUAUGUAAUACUAGUUUUACUCUUUUUUAAUAGAAUUUUUCAGUUUUUUUAUGUUUA
Molecule: messenger RNA, 1081 nt
Organism: Helianthus annuus (common sunflower)
Lineage: Eukaryota; Viridiplantae; Streptophyta; Magnoliopsida; Asterales; Asteraceae
Exons: 4
Coding region: 180-914 (244 amino acids)
Source: RefSeq, a predicted model, not a curated record